Hyaloscypha bicolor E is the source of this 1428-nucleotide messenger RNA. RefSeq lists its product as uncharacterized. Bases 1 to 1428 code for a protein of 475 amino acids. The transcript is spliced from 5 exons. Lineage: Eukaryota; Fungi; Ascomycota; Leotiomycetes; Helotiales; Hyaloscyphaceae. Gene Ontology annotation, biological process: proteolysis. Gene Ontology annotation, molecular function: cysteine-type endopeptidase activity. The record is from RefSeq and is a predicted model, not a curated record.
AUGCUCACGGCGACGAAAGUGCAGGACGGCGGCGCGCCCAGGCCAGUGGAGACGAGAGAAUGCCUGCCAACAAACGACAAUGUCACCUCAAGUUUCAAUCGAAUUCUGGACCGAGCCAGGUCUGAAGACUACGUAUAUAUUCAUUACUCCGGCCACGGAACCCGGCGCAACUUUGAUGGUGCCGUCGCAAUAGAGCUGGUCAAUCCCACCACCUUCAUGCCCGAGUACCUCUACGGAACCACCUUGCGAAAUGCCAUUAAGGCAAUGAUCAGCAGAGGAUUGAGAGUCACCCUUGUCUUGGACUGCUGCUUUUCGGGAGGCGCUCUUCGAACGCGCCAAACCAAUGUUCGGUACCUCGAGCAUGACCCCGAGAUUGAUAUGCAGUCCGACUACAGCGACCCUUGGGCCAAAGGGCUUCCUGGCGAGCUGCGUAACGGAUACACCAUACUGGCCGCUUGUGGCGAUGGUGAGGUUGCUUCGGAGCUGAAAUUUGAGGGCGGCGCCAGCCGGGGGGCACUAAGCUACUUCUUGGUCGAUUCACUCACGUUACUGAGAAGACGGGGUGCCAUGGUCUCCAGUCAGACUCUCCACCAGCAUAUCCGAGCACAGUUCCAUGCUAGCCUGCUGGAGCAGACCCCGAUGCUGUACGGCAAUCAAGGGUUUUCGUUCUUUGUCGACGUCUAUCGGACAAGAGCAGACGGUCAUCUCACCCUCAGCGCCGGACAAGCUCACCGAGUACACCAGGGGGAUGAAUAUGCCUUAAGUCCAUUCGAAACCCGGGAGAACAUCAAUGUUAUGGUGUCUGCGGCCGUUAGAGGGAAGGUAGACAGCAAAAUCGCUAAGGGGGCGGCUUGGAAAGCAGUUCUGGUCACCUCUUUGUCUUCUCGCAAGAUUCGUAUAAGCUUAGGACCAGAUGUACCGGACAGGAACGAAUUAAUACACGCGUCAUCAUCCUACAACUUUCUCGUCCUCUCUGGCAACACGGAAGCCAGCGAUAUGGGGAACUCGAAUCUUGCCGAGCAUCCCCUCUAUUUGGCAAUCUUCAUUUUCACUCAGCUCUGGGAGGUCCGUAAUUUGGCGUCGGAAAGUGGAGAAGAUACGUACCUGCCAGUGGAGCCCAGAGACGGCAGAAAUGUGGGAAGCCUGGAGCUUCCUCUUACUAUGUGGGUCCCAAAAGAGCUGCAGGACGAGGGGAAUCGAUGGACAGAGGAUACGAUUAAGAUUCUUGUCACCAGGCAGCCGUCUACAUUCCCAGGACGGGUGCUUCUUCCACUUAGUCACGAUUCUCAGCGGGGUGGUGAGCCAGAUCCACUGUCAACAAUACUUCAGGUGUUGAGAGGCGAUUCGUCCAGGGACGGGGCCAAUGGCCCAUUUGAAUGGACGACUCGGACAUUCCUCAUACGUACGCACAGUGAAAACUCUGUGUAA